AUGCAAACUAGGUCUAAAUCUGGCUUUCAUAAUCCUCGGAUACAUCCAUCCCUGUUCUUAGCUCACAGUGAACCUAAAACUGUUAAGCAAGCUCUUGCUGAUCCUAACUGGUUCUCUGCUAUGCAACAAGAGUACAAUGCCUUAAUGCUCAAUCAUACUUGGGAUUUAGUUUCUCUGCCAUCUGAUCGCAAAGCAGUUGGAUGUAAAUGGGUUUUCAGAGUCAAGGAAAAUGCUGAUGGCUCUAUAGAUAAGCUCAAAGCUCGGCUAGUUGCAAAGGGUUUUCAUCAAGUGCAUGGUUUUGAUUUUCAUGAGACUUUCUCCCCUGUUAUUAAACCUAUAACUAUUCGCAUUAUUCUUACUCUUGCUCUCACCAAUAAUUGGAAUCUAUUUCAGCUUGAUGUAAAUAAUGCUUUUCUGAAUGGCACUUUGGAAGAAACUAUUUACAUGGUGCAGCCUCCUGGAUUUGAAGCUGGGGAUAAGAGUCUGGUUUGCAAGCUAAACAAGGCUCUCUAUGGCUUGAAACAAGCUCCUCGUCCGGGGGUUUGCAAAAUGCUUGAAACAAGCUCCUCGUCAAUGGUUUAA
Messenger RNA from Cajanus cajan (pigeon pea), 582 nucleotides. The record is from RefSeq and is a predicted model, not a curated record. Lineage: Eukaryota; Viridiplantae; Streptophyta; Magnoliopsida; Fabales; Fabaceae.